Molecule: messenger RNA, 369 nt
Organism: Camelina sativa (false flax)
Lineage: Eukaryota; Viridiplantae; Streptophyta; Magnoliopsida; Brassicales; Brassicaceae
Source: RefSeq, a predicted model, not a curated record
AUGAUUCUCUCACGCUCUGUCUCCGUGCUUCAUUUGUACGGAGUCUCUUCGUCAGCACCGUCGAAGCUCUUGUCCCAAAAGUUCAAGGUCUCGUUUGCUCUCGCUUAUGGUUCAUCUGUUUCUUACCGUUUGAGCUCUAUGACUCGGAAAGAUGUUAUUGUUGCAGCACAAACUGGUAGUGACAAACCAAAGCCUAACAAAGAGCCUUUGUAUCCAGAGACAGAGCAUAAGCGGUUUGUUGGUAACUUGUCGUGCACUGUUACUUCUGAAUCAUUAGCUGGAGCGUUUAGAGAGUGUGGAGAUGUGGUUGGGGUUAGAGUUGUGUUUGAUGGAGAUACAGGAAGAUUACGGGGUUAUGGCUUUCUAUGA